Monopterus albus (swamp eel) is the source of this 5869-nucleotide messenger RNA. RefSeq names its product scratch family zinc finger 2 (gene scrt2). Gene Ontology annotation, molecular function: DNA-binding transcription factor activity, RNA polymerase II-specific; RNA polymerase II cis-regulatory region sequence-specific DNA binding. The transcript has 2 exons. Gene Ontology annotation, biological process: regulation of DNA-templated transcription. The record is from RefSeq and is a predicted model, not a curated record. NCBI's taxonomy places the organism in Eukaryota, Metazoa, Chordata, Actinopteri, Synbranchiformes, Synbranchidae. Bases 1339 to 2292 code for a protein of 317 amino acids.
AAGCGGUAGAAAAUGAAUGAAUGAAUGAAUGAUAUGGCACAAGUUUUGUUUUGAAGGUGAAUCGGUCAAGUGCAUCAUUCCUAGUUUUCACUGUUGCUUUUAGAAACUAUAACAAGUUUCCAUUAUUCUGUAUAAAUAUUUCUCUCUCAUUUAUUGUAACAAGGGAUCAACAAAUGUUGAACUCUAAUGAUAAAUACAAUGCAUAGCUUAACAUUCACUGAGAUAAUGAAUCCACACAAAUACAAAGCCAUAGAUAUCUGGCCAAUGCAGUGAGCACGGAUCUAAUUCUAGAUUUCACCCUAAUAAAAAAAGAUGUAAUUAAUUAAUCAGAUAAUUCACUGCCACGCAUGGCAGGGCACACAUCUGUGCAGCAGAAAUGGGGGGGGGGGGAUGAGCUGAACCGUGCAGCGCCAGUACUUUCCCCUAGUGUGCUUGUCAGCCGUGCUGGAAUCCAGUGCAGCUUUAAAAAAAAAAAGGUCCAGGUCUCCCAAACUCUCAGAUAACUUCUCCUGUACUGUACUGUGCUCUCAGCAUGCGAAUGCAGUGCAGUGUGUUGAGGGGACAGAAAAAUCUGAAGCUGUUUGAGGAAUCGGAGGUGACAUGAAGGAGGCAGCGCCUGUACAAGGCAAACAUAAACUGUGCCACUUCAUCUGAAAACAAUGGGGGACAGGACACUGAGUGUGCUCUCAUCCACAUCUCCAUUGUCUGCCCUCCUCUUUUAGUCCUCCUCUGAGCAUGGAGCAUAAGCUGGGUAAAAGAAGGAGGGGAGGAGAGGGGAGGAGAAGGGGGAGCAGUCGGGGCAGUGGGGGUCUGGCUGUGUUCUUUCUCCUCUGUCUGUGUGCGAAUGCACAGACGGUUCAGAAGUAAUUUGAUGUGUGUCCCUGGGGACAUUUGAUGGAUUAAAGCUAAGCAGCUCCAUUUCGCAGCACCACCUGAUCUUCCACUGCCUGUGCCCCAUAUAAAGGCUGGCGUGAUUGCUGAUCUCAGCUAGUCUGACAGCCUCUCUCUCCCUCCUCUCUCUGUCUGUCUCCAUCUCGUCUCUUCCUCACUGGUCCAUUAAGCCUGCUGCAUCACAGGAGCUAUCCAGUGCUGAUCAGGAUCGCUUUUAUUUUUUAUUUUUUAUUUUUCUGAGGGAAGCUGGGGGAGCCAGAGAGUACCACACAGCAUUGCCGCCAGACUUCACUCCACUGGUUUCCAUUUUCUUUCUUAUCAUAUGUUUUUGGCCGUUGUCUUCACAUUAACCACAAGGAUUACCGUCAAGCCAGCUCCGCUCGUGUGCUUCCUCUUUGAUUUUCUCUCAUGCGUUUUUCUCAGCUCCGUGUUUUUAUCCAUUGAAACAUGCCCCGCUCAUUUUUGGUCAAGAAGAUCAAGCUUGAUGAUUUCUCUUCGUCCAGUGCGUCCAAUCAUCACCACCACCUGGACGACUCGUUCACUUUUUCGCGCUCCAUCACAGACUCGGUGACCAGCCUUGGGGUUCGUCUCAGUGAGAAUGGCUACAUCCAGGAUUACAUCACACCAUCUGGAUACCAGGGGGAGAAGAAGAUGGAGCACAAGCUGGCUUCGCCAGUUUCAGACCCCCUGUACACCCAGGUGAGCAGUGGAGAGGAGUACUGUGACCCUGACCUGAAGCACCCCGACAGCCCCCAGUCUGGCAUGACAGCCAGCGGUUUCUACAGUGGCGAAUCGGAGGCCCUGGCCGAGGGUUACACCAUGGAUGCCUUCUUCAUCUCUGACGGGCGCUCAAGGCGAAAGGGAGACAGUGAGAGUCGUGGUGGGGGCUCCAGAAGCAGCAGUGCCAACGCUGGGGCCCAGGAGAGGGCAGCCGGGACGCCUCGCCACACCUGCAAUGAGUGUGGGAAGACGUACGCCACCUCGUCCAACCUCAGCAGACACAAGCAGACGCACCGCAGCCUGGAUAGCAAGAUGGCCCGCAAGUGUCCCACCUGUGGCAAAGUGUACGUGUCCAUGCCUGCAUUAGCCAUGCACAUCCUCACCCACGACCUCAAGCACAAGUGCGAAGUGUGCAGCAAGGCCUUCAGCCGGCCGUGGCUCCUUCAAGGUCACAUGCGCUCACACACGGGGGAGAAGCCCUUUGCCUGCGCCCACUGUGGCAAAGCCUUUGCUGACCGUUCAAACCUCCGCGCCCACAUGCAAACACACUCUGCCUUCAAGCACUACAGAUGCAAGCGCUGCAAUAAGACCUUCGCUCUCAAGUCCUACCUGAACAAGCACUAUGAGUCAGCUUGCUUCAAGGGCUCUGCAGACGAAGAUGACUCUGGAUCGGAAAACUAACCACGAGGAAGAAGCAAAAUUUUGAACCCCUGUUGUAGGUUCACAACCAAUAACCCUGUUCACUUUGCCCUCCAUGCCUUUUUUCUUCCCUUUUUAGAAAGCAAUAUUUUCACUGAGAUUACGUGAAGAAACUCUAAUGAUUAUGGCAAAGACGAUUUCAAAAGAUGCUGGAUUUUUUUCCCUGCACAGUAGCUAAUCGUCCACAGAAACAUACAAUCAAACAACCUUCCCCCAAACAGAGACUGUAGAUGAUAGUUGUACACAUUUAAGCAACAUGUGCUCGCAUGGACGUGGGUUCAUGUAAGCACUCACACAGACGUAUAUGCACACACACACACACACACACACGAACAAACAUAUACACACUUACACACACAAUUAUAUAUGAGGCCUGGCAUGUGAAUUUUUAUCAAUGAUUAUAAUAAUAUUGAUAUCAAUAGUAAUAAUAUUUAGAUUCCUGAUAUUUUAUAGCAAAUAGUAAUGAGAAAAUGAAAAAAAGAUAAUAAAAAAGGACUAACAGUGUUCUUUUGUUUUUUUAGAGACAAAAUGACCUCUUGUAUUUUUAUGCUGCUUUUUAUUUGCUAAGAAUUGAAUUCUUUUGCAACUGCCAACAUGAACUUUUUAUGAAAAUGUGAACUAUGACAGUAUUUGCAAAAAAAAGCGAGAUCAUUUUAAAAGGUGAAAAGACAAGCCCCUUUCUCCAUACCAGUCUUUCAAUUGAACAGAUGUUAUUUUUCUAUUUCAUUUUUCUACAUUUUUUGUGCUUUUUUUUAUCUUUUAUUUACUUAAAAGCAUCUUUGUAACUGUGGGUAUUCAAAAUAGUAAUAAUAAUUUAAAUAAGCUAUACAAGAUCAUAGGCCAUAGGUCAUUCAAUUUGAUUCUGGAAGAGCAGGCCUGUUGAACAGGUUAUUCAUAGUCUCGCCCUGGUGUACAGACUUGGACAAAAACACACCAAAUAAUCUGUCGUUGUAAGUGCCAUGUGCGGUUGACACGUCUAUAGCAAUGAAAACUCUCAUUGUUCUUCCUCCACCAUGGUGGCUUGCAUAAACUCUGCUGCCUUUAUGGUGCAUCGUCCAAACUUAAACUAUCGUCAGCCAGUGUUUGAGGUGCUUCCUCUCCACCAGUGUUACCUCAGAGUGAAGCUAUGGACUCACACACCCUCAGUUACAAAGUGAUGAUCAAAUUAUUCUGUCUGUCUGUUUUAUAUGUCGCUCAAAGCUCCGCCCUCGGUUUAGAUUCAUACCAUCUAUUUAUCAUGUAAAUACAUUAUUUAUAUACCUAUUUAUUUACCUUGUUUUGUGUAUUUAUUGAAGAUUUGCCUAUUUGUUAAUGAUCAUGUAUUUAUUUUAAUUUAAAAAAUGAACAUCCAUCAACCUUGUAAGAUGCUGCUGAUCUUCACAGAAAAUGUUUAUAUGCAUGAAAACUGUAGAAAGUCCUUGGGACUUAGUUUUUUUAUUUUAAUUUAUUUUAAGAGGAACAAUGUACGGUACCAGUGCUAGAAGACUUCACACAAAUUAAUGCUGAAUUACUUUUGUUUUCGACUUCACUGAUGUAACAAGUGACGAUCACAGCUGUCCUGCUUCCCGUCGAUUUAGGGCAAUAAAAAGAAAUGGUGAAAACAAAACACUAAGACAUGUUUCCCUCCCAAAGGUUCACUGCGUCCUCAUGACUGGAGAUUUUGGCCCUUUGUUUAAACCUCAGGCAAUAAACAAUUGCUAUAAAUGGCAAUGUGCAUUUAGGUGUUGACAGUAAAUGUUUAAUACUGUUUGUUUAAAUUAGAAAGUCUUGUAAUCUAGUUACACUAAGGUUUUAAAGGUGCACAAGCAAUAACAAUAGCAACACAGUGUCUAUGGGCAACACUCAGUCCUUUAUACAGCCUUUAUAAAGUCCAAACUUCUGCCACUGUUAAUUCAACUGGAAAAGGCUGCUAUUUCUUAAUAUCUUUAUUUUUCAAUUGCCUCUUUUGUUUUUGAGCAACCAGGUAGAAACCUCUCUUCUGGCAGCUGAAGGGCAGAAGCGCUCAAAGUUUAAGUAUUAAACAAUAGAUUCAUUAAACAACAAUUUACAAGGUCACUGACACAACAACGCUUGUAAAUAGUCACAUUCACUGCUCUUAACUUUUCACCGCAGUUUGAAACAGCCAAAGGAGAGAAUACUGUGCAGAUAACAUGUGCUUGGCUCUAUGUAUUUCUAAUCAGCACUAAUGGAAAUGAUCUUGACAUGAACUGUCUCGUUACAGGCUUUCAAGAUUGUUGAUGUAAAACAAGGUUCUACAAUUCACCUUCUAACACCCCCACCCCCCUUUAUUUGUCCCUGCUUCACAUCAGAUACCUCCCCACCAGCCAUCCUCAUCUCAUCCAAACUGCCUCUAAAGAGACGCAGCGAGGAUGAGAUGUGCUGAAGUGGGAUUGGCGGAGGGCGGCGGAGUGUGGGAGGAUAACAGGUGUUUGCAGACAGACCGCAGAUAGGGAGUGUAAUUGAGUCGGUGAGCGACCUCCAAGGGGAAGGUCAAGCACCAGCAGGCAAAUGCACCGUCAGCUAUUUGCAUAUUCCAAAUAGACGACAUGAUUGCAGUAAUGCUGAGCUUGACCUGAAAGAUAUCAUUAUAAAAAAAGAAACCACAAACAUGAGUAGAAAAGAAAAAAGAGGAGUUUGUGCUCUGUCCAUCCUCUCCUCCAUUUCACCAUUAUCCUGUCAAGGGUCACGCUGCAGCUGAAUCACUGCAUGAGAGCAUCCAAACCACCUGUCUCCUUAGAGAACACAUAGUUUGGCACGUCGCUGCACUACUGCUUCCAGUGGGUUCUUUGUUAUAUGUUUUACAUUUUACUGUGGGACAGAAAUUAUAAAGCAUCUCCAAAACCUUGAGACUGUGUUUUAAAACGACAGAUAAAAGCAUUGAGAUCACUGAAAUAUCAAUUGGAAAUGAGUGUAGGCUUGUAUCUUAAACUGGCAGAACAGAAAAGGAGGCACAAUUUGAUUCUAAACUUCUGAAUUAAGACAUAGGGAGACAUUGUUCCUCUUUGACAAUUUUGUAAAUAUAUCUGUACAUAUAUCACAGCAAUAAUAUGACAAUGCAUGUAGACAUUUAAAUGCUCUUUUUCUAUUCAUGUUGUCUUUUUUUUAAUUAAAAAGACAAAUACAGGUACCAUUUGCAGUCUGGAUGGCCAUGUGAAUCAGGGAGUGUCUUGACUAAAACGCUAUCUGUUUUAAGUUACAAAUGAAAACUUCAAGCUCUGUGUAUUCUCAAAGAUUUGAUGAUGUUCUGUAUGAUUUUUCUGUUCUUGUUUCCUUUUAUUUAUGUGCCCGGCUUGGCUGCGCAAUGAAAAAGUGCCAAAAAAGUAUGAUUUCCAUGACAAAAGCCUUCAACAUAUGGUUGGCUGCUUGAAACCUUCCAUAUGGUCCUCAAAGAAAAAAAAAUACUGAUUAAGAUUUUCCACUUUCCUUCUCACUCUCUCUUUAUCUUUCUCCAGAUGAGUACGAAGAAACUUAAGCCAUGAUUGCUGAGGGGUGUUUUGAUUUUUCUUGUUCUGCUACAAUUAAUACUGAUGACAACAAUAGCAAUGAUAACAUUAAUAAA